AUGGGCCCUCUACCAGCCGUCCAGACCGUGUCCAAGCAUGAAGAUAGAGUCCGCAUGCUAGUCCUGGAGACAGACGAAACACACCCAGAGACACAGAGGGAAAUUGGCGGCUUCGGCGAGGUCUUCAACAAUCUGUUCAUUAAGGCAGGCGACGACCAUGACCCGCAACUCGGUAUCGAGACAAUGAUGCAAUACAUCGUCGAGCCCGAGGGCGGCCGAGUGCCAGGACCCGCCGAUAUCCCAGACGACUUGCACGCCAUCCUCAUCACGGGGAGCGAGUGGGACGCGCACGGCGACGACCCGUGGAUCCACAAACUCAUGGACUUUAUCAAAUACAUCUGGACGCACCGCCCCGACAUAAAAUUCACGGGCAUAUGUUUUGGCCACCAGAUUCUGUGCCGCACACUCGGCUCCACAGUCGCGCCCUCGCCCAACGGCACCUGGGAACUCUCCCACACCUCGCUCGACCUCUCCUCCGUCGGUCAGCAGCUCUUCCGCACGUCCAGCCCGACGCUGCGUCUGCACCAGAUGCACCUGGACCGCGUCGUGGACGCGCCGUCGCCCGCGUCCACGGAUUUGCUUGCGCCCGGCACAAAGGUGCAUGUCUGGGGCACCACGGACCAUACGCAAGUGCAAGGCGUAUAUGUGCAGAAGCGGCUGUUCACAAGUCAGGGGCACAUGGAGUUCAAUGAACGGUAUGUGAAGAGGCAAUUGGAGAUGCGAGUUGAGGCGGGGAGUGUGCAGAAAAGUGACGCGGAGGAGGCGGCCGAGCGGGCGGAUUGGAUGCAUGAUGGGCUGGUGGUUGCGAAGGCUGUGUUGAGGUUCUUCCACGGCGAUGACGAUACCCUGGCGUAA
Messenger RNA from Boeremia exigua, 855 nucleotides. RefSeq names its product class I glutamine amidotransferase-like protein. Gene Ontology annotation, cellular component: nucleus; cytosol. Bases 1 to 855 code for a protein of 284 amino acids. The transcript is spliced from 2 exons. NCBI's taxonomy places the organism in Eukaryota, Fungi, Ascomycota, Dothideomycetes, Pleosporales, Didymellaceae. The record is from RefSeq and is a predicted model, not a curated record.